AUGUCCCGACCAGCACCCGCGGAAACGCUGCCUCCAACAGCACGCGCCAUUGCUCUGAUCCUCGCGUCCACUCCGUCCGUGCAGGACGCGCAGCCCGGUGUCCUGCACCAGCUGCUCGAGUUCUCCCACCGGUACACCUCGCAGGUCCUUUCCGACGCGCUGGUCUACGCGGAACAUGCUGGAAGAUCGGGCAAGAUAAGCCAUGACGACGUCGUCCUCGCCAUCCAGGCGCGUGUCGGCUGGGAGUUUGGUGGGAGAGUUCCCAAGGAGUACCUCCUUUCUCUUGCAACGCAAACAAAUUCUGUUCCCCUGCCGCCUGUUCCGGAGGUCUUUGGCGUCCGUCUCCCUCCAGCGUCGGACUGUCUCACCGCAGUGGACUUUGAUCUCAUCCCCAACAAGCCCCCACCGACAGAGACCAUCUACGACGAGGAAGUCGAGGAAAUCGAGGAAUCCGACUCGGAGGAGGAGGGCGAUGAAGAGAUGGAGCCCGCCGCCAUCCCCUCUGCCGAACAGGACGACGGGGACGUGAGCAUGGUGUCUCAUCAGGGUGGCCCAGUAAACGCCAUUACCCCAUCGGACGCGGAUAUCAUGGGUACUCCUGCAGGCGGGAACGCAGACGAGGGCAGCGACGAAGAGGAUGACGGGCUCUUUGCAGGUGGGGACGAGGACGAGGGCAGUGCGGCGGACGAACCGAUGGAGGACGCUCUGGCGACGUCGCAGCCCAACGGGCUGAAACGAAAACUCGUAGAGGAAGAGGACUACGACUAG
Messenger RNA from Gloeophyllum trabeum ATCC 11539, 768 nucleotides. RefSeq names its product TFIID-domain-containing protein. NCBI's taxonomy places the organism in Eukaryota, Fungi, Basidiomycota, Agaricomycetes, Gloeophyllales, Gloeophyllaceae. Gene Ontology annotation, cellular component: transcription factor TFIID complex; SAGA complex. Gene Ontology annotation, molecular function: protein heterodimerization activity; RNA polymerase II general transcription initiation factor activity; transcription coactivator activity. The coding region runs from base 1 to 768 and encodes 255 amino acids. The record is from RefSeq and is a predicted model, not a curated record. Gene Ontology annotation, biological process: RNA polymerase II preinitiation complex assembly; DNA-templated transcription initiation. The transcript is spliced from 2 exons.